Molecule: messenger RNA, 2339 nt
Organism: Paramecium primaurelia
Lineage: Eukaryota; Ciliophora; Oligohymenophorea; Peniculida; Parameciidae
Source: the annotation of a GenBank genome assembly
AUGAAUUAAAAUGAAGUUUGUAAUGAACAUAAAUAAGUUUUUAUUACAGUUGAGUUCAAUUUAGAUGGCCAAUAAGACUUUACUCAAAUGUGCUCUGUUUGUGUAGCAUAGUAAAUGACACAAAGAAUGAAUUAAGUGAAUCCAGUAGGUAAAGUAUUGACCUUAAACGACGCUUAUUAAUGUAUAGAGGAAAUAAAAGAGGAAUUUAAAUAAAAUCAAGCUGUUAAAGUAAAUACUAUUAAAAAUGCUUUGAAUGAAUUAAAAAAUGAGAUAUAGAUGAUUUAAACAAAAAUAAAAUAAACUUGUGAUAAAUUAUUGGAGAAUAUUCAUCAAAUGUUAGAAAAUACAGCAUAAUCUAUUAGUAAAUUAGAUACAAAAUUAAAAGAGCUUCUCGUUCUUUCACCUACUGAAUUGAUAAAUUAACUCAGAAUUAUUGAAUAAGAGUUUGAUUAUUCUAAAUAGAGUUAAUUAUUUAAAUAAUUAAUUGAUUAAUUAAUUAUAGAUGAUUAACUCUAAAAUUGUCGUAAUAUCAUGAAAAAUGAGGAAAAAAAUGAAGAUAAAACACUGAAUAGUGUAUAAGAGAAAUUUAAAAUAAAAUAAACUAAAUCACAUGUAUGUUUAUAUGUAAUAAAAUAUAGAAAACUCCUCAUUUAAGCAUCAUUUGUGAAGAACAUAAAACUGAAAUAAUUUAUCUUGAUUUAUCUAAAGAUAGUAAGAGAUCUAAUAGAUUAUGUUGUUUAUAUUGUCAAUUCAAUUCAUAAAUAUAAUUUAUUCCUGUGAAGAAUGUUUUUGAGAAAUGGGAAACAUAUGUAAAAGAUGUUGAUAAUGUGAUGGAAUAUUUGAAUUCAUUUUAUGGUAAUAAACAUAGUUCUACAAUUCUAACCGUUGAUAAAUUAAUAUCUUAUUUACUUGAAAAGAAGUCUUUAAUUUAAGAAAAAUUGAACUAAUACUUAUAAGUAAUUAUUAGUAAAAAAGUUGAAUAAUAUAAAUAAUAAUAUCAAAUUAAGAAUUGUGAAUCAUUAUCUAAAGAUGAAGUAAUCUAAAUAUGCUCUAAAUUAAUUCAUUAAUAUACAAGUUAAUAAAUAAAGUAAAUGAUUUUGGAUGAUUUCGCUGAAAUUGACAAUGAAAUAAUAAAUUUUUUAAAUGAUUAAAUUUUGAUACCUAUAAUUGAGAAUACUUCAAAAACACUAAAACAAUUAUAUGAUAAUACAAAACCAAUAGAUGAAACAUAGGUAAUCUUAUUAAUUUAAUUAGAAAUAAAUUGUUAUUUUUGAAUAAUAAAACUAAUAGAAUUUAUAAAAUGAAGAAAUUACUAAAAGAAUAUAAUGUGUAAAUAAUUUGAUAUUAUAAUUUAGCAAUUCUUAAAUUAAAAAAGUGUAGAAUCUUAAACUUAAUUUAAAUAUGAUUUAAUAAUGUAAAUAGAAGAAAAAGAAGAUUGUUGGUGUAUGCUAUUUAACAAAGAUGAAACUUUGUUAGUAACAUGUCAUGAUUCAAAGAAAAUAAAGAUUUAUGAAUUUACUGAAAAAAAAUUAAAAUUACUUUAAAUUUUGGCAAGUCAAACAUCAAAAUUAUUUGCUAUCUAAAUUCAUAAUGUUUCAAAUUAGAUUAUUAUAAGUGAUAAUAAAUCCAUUAUAAUUUGGAAUUAUUAACAAGAAGAGAAAAAAUGGAGUUAAGUAUAAAUUUUAUAACAACAUGAUGAUUCCAUUAAUUGUUUAAUAAGUAAUUAAGAAGAAACCAUGUUAAUAAGUGGUGGAGAUGACUGUAAAAUAAAUUAUUGGUGUAAAUAAGAAGAUAAUGCUAUGUUAUGGAUGCUUUAAGGUUCAAUAGUUGUUCAUAAAACUAAAAUACUUAGUUUAAGUAUGAAUGAGAAAUAAGAUUAUUUGAUUUCUUCAGAAUAUGAUAACAAAAUAGUUAUUUGCAAAUUGUAAUAAAAUAAGUAAUGGUUACAUAUUUAAAUAAUUUAAUUAGAUACUCGUUGUUGGAGAAUUAGUUUUAUUAAAAAUAAUUUAUUUGUAGUCUAAUAAGAAAAUGGAAUAUUGAAAACAUUUUAUUAAUAGAAUAUCAAUUAAGAAUUUUUAUUACAUUAAUAACUCAAGAUAAGUGAAUAAUAAAGUUGUUAAUAUUGGUUUCCACUUGUUUAUAAUAAGAAAAAUUAAUUACUAUUAAAUAAGCAUCAUAAUUCAAUUUAUUUUAUGAGAGAAUAAAAUAAUAUUUUAACUGGAGAAUUGAGUAUUUGCUUUGAAGAAUAAGAUUUUUGGGGAACCUUAUCAAAUAAUUCAGAAUACUUAGCCACAUGGGAUGUUAAAUCUAAAUAAAUAUAAAUUAGAAAAUAAAAAUGA